Messenger RNA from Aspergillus sclerotioniger CBS 115572, 678 nucleotides. RefSeq lists its product as uncharacterized. The transcript has a single exon. Bases 202 to 678 code for a protein of 158 amino acids. The record is from RefSeq and is a predicted model, not a curated record. Lineage: Eukaryota; Fungi; Ascomycota; Eurotiomycetes; Eurotiales; Aspergillaceae.
AUUUAAAAAGACUGAUAGGCCGCCUUGAAGCCUUUUUGAGGCUCUGCUAGUGUGUCUUAUUACCACAAUGAUAUCAUCGUUCCUUUCAUCUCCGCGCUAAUCGACAUAUAAACACCCGGUCAAGAUACAUCUCAUUUGUACCAAUUCUCCAACUAUUUCCCAAACACAACCACUGAGCCCAAACCUCACACAACCAAAACCAUGCCCCUCACCAUCUUCUUCCCCUCCCUCCUCGCCCUAAUCCUAGCAAUCUACAUCUACAUCUCCUUCACCCCAACCCUCCCCACCAUCCGAUCCCUCACCUUCACCCUAAACGAAAACCUCCUCCGCCGCGCCCCAAACUGCCACCCGACCAACGGCACAAUCAACGAACUCUGGAACGAGACCCACCGCGUCCCCGACGUCUGGAAAUACGCCUACCACACGUAUCGCAUUCCUGGCCGAUACUGCGGGAUUCCUUUUACUCAGUCGGAGAUGAUUGGCAAGGCUGUGGAGGAUUAUAUUCUCAAAGAGGCGGAGAAGUAUGAGGGGUGUGAUACGCAAUGUUUGCGUUUUGAUAAGGGGGGGAAUUGGGAUGGGUGGAUUGCGUUGGGGAAGGAGGGGAGGUUUGAUGGGAGGGUGGGUUGUGGGCCUGGGGUGGACAAGGAGGGGAGAUGUGGGAGGGAGGGGGGUGUUUGA